Messenger RNA from Aspergillus fijiensis CBS 313.89, 720 nucleotides. RefSeq lists its product as uncharacterized. Bases 1 to 720 code for a protein of 239 amino acids. The transcript has a single exon. The record is from RefSeq and is a predicted model, not a curated record. Lineage: Eukaryota; Fungi; Ascomycota; Eurotiomycetes; Eurotiales; Aspergillaceae.
AUGGACUUCCCAUGGCCGCCCCCAAGCCCACCAAGCGGCAGCAACGCCAGCCUGGCCGACGAACUACCAGACUACAGCACCUCGCCCACCGUAUGGCUUGCCGCAGUCGCCAGGAAGGUCUACCCGGCCUCCGACUGCUACCACGGGUGGGACAUCCAAAUCACCACCGAGGCAGCAGCCCCGGCCUCCUCCUCUGAGGACCACCACAGCACCCCCCGCUGCGACGUGAUCACGAUUUCCCAUUCCGCGUCGCGCACCGUGCUGAUCCUGGUCGCCGGCCCGGACGAUGAUGAGGUUUCCCUCGAGUCCCCGCGAUCCGAAGCAGAAGAAAAAGCAGACGCCACCGCCAUCAUCUGGCAGCGCCGCCGGGCGUGUCUGCAGCAGCAGUGGGAACGCCACAACCUGGGCGACGAGUCCGACGAGACCAAGGCGCCGUCCAUCCACGGCGCCGUGCUCGUCCGCGGCCAGCUCAUCUUCGGGGAGUACCCGGGCUCUGCCAGCCCAUCGUGGGUCAACACCACGGAUAACGAUGCCCCGUUGGAGCCAUGGCGAUUGUCCGAGAAUGAAGGCAGGGCCUGGUUUGCCGAUAAGCUGCUGGAGAUCCGGUUGUCUGCCGGGGAGCCCCGCUAUGAGGUGGCGUACUGGGUCUGGACGAAGCUGGGACUGUCGUAUGCGGACUGGUUGAAUCUUGGGAAAUACGACCCGCUUGAGUUUGAGUAA